GUUUGUUAUUGAACCGAUUACGAAUCCUUAUAGUGCGGAGUUGGCCGACAAUCAUUGUUUGAAUUAAUCACUGCAUUCUUUGAGGAUAAGUCACAGAGAAUACCGGAUAUCUGCGGUAACUCGACUCCGUUUAAUCCAAAUAUAUUAUAAGGUGUUUGCUUCAUCUGAAUCUGGACGUAAAUUUAAGCGAUUAUCAAACGAUACACAAGAAAAAGAAAUGUAUGAUGUGUUUAUUGUAUAUGAUGAUAAAGAUGUGUUUACUCAAGAAACUCUUGUUCCUGUUUUCGAAAACCAGAAGCUAGAAUAUUGUUCAUUUUAUGAUUUUCCCGGAAAGACAAAACAUAGCAUCUUAGAAUCAUUAGACCCCUUUCCUGAUAAAAUACUUGUCGUUAUAUCGGACGAGUUAUGCCAAAAUGAAAUGGAAAAAUAUGCUAUUGCAUAUAUUCUGUCGUAUGCCUUCCAUAUUUACGGAAAUGCCAGUAAAAUGUUUAAUCACGUUAUUUCUUUUAUAACUAGUGGAUCAAUAACUAUAAAGAAUGGUUUAUUUCAACUGUUGGAAACUACUAUCAUUGAUUACAAUUCAACAGCUGCCAUCAAGGAUCUUGUAUCAAAAAUCAGAUUAAAGCUAAUGCCAUUUUGUAACAUUCUAGCUAAAAAUGACAUCGCUGGAACUUUAAGUUUGCAUGGAUUAAGCUUAAAAGUUUUACAUUCACAAAUAUUUGGUCUAAUAAUUUCAUCACAAAAGCUCUGUUUACAAAUCGACUUGGAUGAAUAUUUCAGAUAUCGACAAAAACAUCAAGAUCACAAAACUGUAGAUGUUUUGGGACAAAGUGACGUUCUGAGAAGCCCUGAAACUAAAGUUUUUAUCAUACUUAACAACAGCUCGAAUAAAUUUAAGAAAGCUGUGUCUAAUAUUUCUAACAUUUGUUCAUCUUUAAUUGGCUCAUGCAGCGACUUUAAACGUUGGAAACUAGCAUGUUCUGUUGCAGGAAAGUAUGGUUCCGCCGAAGAAAACUUUUUGACGAAUAUUUACCCAAAUGUGUGGUAUGAAGUUACAAGAAACGCUGUUACUAAUAUUGUGCAACCACGUUUUGAAAAAUACAGUAGUGAUGAAGAAAGGAAGAAUUCAUUUCCAACAGCGUGGAUUAAAAGUGAUCUAGAUCAGGUUAACAAAAUAGCCCAUGCUGGUUUUUUCUAUCCAGGAGUUGGAUCAAAUGGACAGUGUUACUCUUGUGGCUGUUUCCUCUCUAAUAUACAAUAUCAUACAAAUCUUCAAACAUAUCAUGCUUCCCAAUAUCCAGAGUGUAAGUUUAUCCAGCAAACUUUAUCAGAGGAUGAAAUACAGAAUGCAAUUUCACAGUUCAAUAAUGUUGAUAAAAAAUUGUCUAUUGCUUCUAACCUUGAAAAAAUAUAUUGUACUUAUGAAUCCAGAUUGGAAACAUUUAACAGAUAUAAUAUAAGUGUAUUGGAUGUAAAUAGAAUAGCAGAAGCUGGAUUUUAUUGUGUUGCUUUAAAUAUUAUUCAGUGCUUUAAAUGUUGUGUUAGACUCUUUCGCAUUCCACAAAAUGAAAACAUUUGGGCAAUACAUGCAAAUAUAUCUCCAAAAUGUCUGUAUAUGUACGAAAAGAAGGGAAAUGAAUUCAUAUCAGGUAUGCAUGAUUCUAAGAAACAUUCAAUUUGUCCAGAGGGAACAAUUAUAACAAUUAAGGGAAUGCAUGACAGUACUCAAACAGGCACUGAAGAAGACAAUACAAACACUGAGGAAUAUUUUUUCAGACCAUGGUAGUCAUAAAACAGGUCAUUAGAUAACAGAAACAUGUGGGGAUAGCAUGGCAAAUGCAACAAUUUUAUUUGGAUAACCCGGUCCUUAACUUAUGUUAUUUUAUGUAUUGUUUGACUGUUUAAAACACUUUACCCUUAUAUAACAUAUAAUUAAUACGUAUAAUGAGUAUGUGUUUGUAACUUUAUACACACAACAUCCAAAACAGAGGACCUUAUAUAUAAACAUUCUUCACAAAAUGGAAAAAAGAUUAUGGAUAUUGGAUAAGGAUGUGGAUGUUUUCGACUAUAGGUCACUAUACAGCCUUCCACAAUGAGACAAACCCAUAUCUUAUUCUAAGCUUUAAAAUUCUGUGGCAUGACCACUUUGCUUCACAUCAGUUUAGCGGUUUCAGACAAUUUUUGAUGUUUUGAAAAUGACCAGAGUAUUUUGUGUUUGCAUCAUUAUAUGUUUAAGAUUAAUGUUCGUUGCUAGAAAAUAUAAUAAAAAUUUCAUUUUUUUAUCU
This is a messenger RNA of Mytilus trossulus (common blue mussel), 2285 nucleotides long. RefSeq lists its product as uncharacterized. The record is from RefSeq and is a predicted model, not a curated record. Lineage: Eukaryota; Metazoa; Mollusca; Bivalvia; Mytilida; Mytilidae. Gene Ontology annotation, molecular function: ATP binding; cysteine-type endopeptidase inhibitor activity involved in apoptotic process. Gene Ontology annotation, cellular component: IPAF inflammasome complex. Gene Ontology annotation, biological process: defense response to bacterium; detection of bacterium; inflammatory response. Bases 218 to 1786 code for a protein of 522 amino acids. The transcript is spliced from 2 exons.